Molecule: messenger RNA, 1935 nt
Organism: Colletotrichum karsti
Lineage: Eukaryota; Fungi; Ascomycota; Sordariomycetes; Glomerellales; Glomerellaceae
Product: WD repeat protein
Exons: 4
Coding region: 1-1935 (644 amino acids)
Biological process (GO): proteasome-mediated ubiquitin-dependent protein catabolic process
Cellular component (GO): Cul4-RING E3 ubiquitin ligase complex
Molecular function (GO): protein binding
Source: RefSeq, a predicted model, not a curated record
AUGGACCCCUUUGAUGCCUCUCGCUCGCCUUCGCCCCCCAAUAUGGACCCGUCCAGUGAUGACGGCGAGCCGACCUGGAGGUUAUUUUUCGACCCGGAAGAAGUCGCUGAUAUGGACGAUGACGAAUUCGACCCUGAUUUCCAAGAUGAGCCUGAUGAAGACGAUGACAAUGAUAGCGACUACCACGAUGCCGACGACGGUGGUGACGGCAACGUCGAAGUUCAAGUGCUGAUGGAUGCGGAAGACGACGACGACGACGAGGAGGAAACUUUUGGCGGAGUCGGGGGCGACAACACGAUUUCGAGGAUAGUAUCCCUAAUCACUGGUGCAGGCAAUGGAAACGGAUUCCUGACGAGGGCUCAACUGCUCAGUCUGAUCCAGAGUGGCGAUGUCACACUCCGCAGCACUCUAGACGACGACGAAGAUGACGACGAGGACCUGGCUUGGGGCGUAGGAGCGCGAAGGAGGCGACGUCGGAGAGAGCCAGUCAACUUUCCCAAGGUACCCAGCGACGAAGGGACGAAGCUCAUGCACUCCGGUGUGUUCGGCGCAAAUAGGUAUCGCGUGACGAAGAAACAGUUGGCCAGGAGGAUUCUGGAUCGCGAGUUGGGACUGGGCGAGCACCGUGACCGACAACAAAACCAGGAUCUCAUGGCUCAAGGCAUGAUCCCGUCGACGAAGCCGGAGAUGAUCGUACACUACGACGACCCUGUCUACUGUGGGCAGUUUUCCGACGACGGCAACUUCUUUUACUCCUGUGGACAUGACUUCAAAGUUCGAAUGUACGACACGUCGAAUCCGUACAAUUGGAAGUAUUACAAGACGGUUGAAUAUCCCUUUGGUCAGUGGACCUUGACCGACGCAUCCCUGAGCCCCGACAAUCGUUGGCUCGCGUACACGUCGAUCCAGAGCAACGUAUGCCUCGCACCUACAGACCCGAAUGACACAGGAGAUCCGUACACACUCGACCUUGCCGAAGGCGGGGGGCUGAGACACGCCGGAUGGCGCUCGCGGCAUUCUUUCGGAAUUUGGUCCGUCAGGUUUUCCGGUGACGGCCGAGAGCUGAUAGCCGGUACUAACGCGCAAUCCAUUGUUGUUUACGACAUCGAAUCGCGAAGAGUACUUCACAACGUUUUGGGCCACGAGGACGACGUAAACGCAGUCUGCUUCGCAGACAAGUCGUCUCCGCACAUUCUGUACUCUGGCUCUGACGACGCCACAAUCAAGGUCUGGGACCGACGUAGCAUGGGAGACGGGCGGCCAGCAGGCGCAUUCGUCGGUCACGUAGAGGGCUUGACGUACAUCGACAGCAAAGGCGACGGUCGGUAUAUUCUGAGCAACGGAAAGGACCAAACCAUGAAGCUAUGGGAUCUCAGAAUGGUCAUGUCGAUGUCCAAGUUCGACGAGGACGACCCCACAAGGCACACUGGGCACAGCGGCUUCGACUACAGGUGGGGAACAUACAGGGACGAGGACUGGUACCCUCACCCCAAUGACAACUCCCUAGUCACUUUCAGGGGCCACCGGGUGAUGCGCACACUGAUCCGCUGCCACUUCUCGCCGCCGUCCAGCACCAACUCUCGAUACGUCUACUCGGGCAGUCAGGAUGGAAAGGUCUACAUCUGGAACCUGGAUGCCACGUUGGCUGGUACCAUUGACGUAAGAAAGGCGACGAAGAACUCGCGACCUCUCGAGCGCAGAUAUCGCAUCUACCAUGGCGAUGAGUUGUCAAACUGGAACACGUGCGUGCGCGACGUAAGCUGGCACCCCAAUGCGCCAGUACUCGUCGCUUCUGCAUGGAACGGCUUCAACAUGGCUCACGGAUCAUGCACUCUGCACUCAUACAACGAAGCGGAGGAAGACGAGGCGGACCCAGAAAUGGGUCGCAAUGUAGACGAGAAGCUGCGUCCAGUCGGCAACGGAACCUACAUGUAA